This is a messenger RNA of Danio aesculapii, 1954 nucleotides long. RefSeq names its product tpd52 like 2a (gene tpd52l2a). The transcript is spliced from 10 exons. NCBI's taxonomy places the organism in Eukaryota, Metazoa, Chordata, Actinopteri, Cypriniformes, Danionidae. Bases 150 to 809 code for a protein of 219 amino acids. The record is from RefSeq and is a predicted model, not a curated record. Gene Ontology annotation, cellular component: cytoplasm.
UCAAGCUCGUCGCUGGUUAAACCCAAAGCCUCUUGUGUACGUAGAAGCCAGGAAGGGUCGAGUGUUUUUCUCCCGUCUAUCGCUACAUAUAGGCAGUGACAUUUGUUUAAACACUCGUGAACGUGUUCGAAGAUCGUCUUUAGUCAGAAAUGGACUCUUCUGGACAGGGCUCUUCAAUGAAUGCAGGUGUAGCAGAUGGAAUGACUCUACCACCAGGCGUGACCGAGGAGGAGGCAGAAGAGAUGCAGAUGGAGCUCAUCAAGGUGGAAGAUGAGAUUGAGACACUGAGGCAGGUUCUGGUGGCGAAGGAGAGACACGCAGCUGAGCUCAAGCACAGACUGGGCAUCAGUCCUCUCUCUGAAAUCAAACAGAACAUCACCAAAGGCUGGCAUGACGUGCAGUGCUCCAAUGCUUAUAUGAGAACCUCACAAACUCUUGGAGAUUUGAAUCGUAGAGUUACUUCAUCUAAUUUAUACCUUACAGCUUCAGCCACACUUGAGGACAUUGGACGUUCUGAUGCCUAUAAGAGGACUCAGGAGACUUUCUCUCAGGCCGGUCAGGUGACAUCAGCUGCGUUCUCCUCUAUGGGCUCCGCCAUCAGAAGCAGAUUUGGAGAGAUGAGGGCUCUGCCAUACUCUAACUCUGGUAGCAACCUUUCCAUGCGUCACUCUUUAAGUAUGCCAGCGAUGAGGAACUCACCAAGCUUUAAGUCUUUUGAGGACAAGGUGGAGAACAUGAAGUACAAAGUAAUGGGCCGAGCAAACGGGGAAAACGACCAUUCACCAACCAGCAACAACGCACCUAUGUGAGCAAGAACUGACCUCUGUGAUCCACUAUAACGCUCUACCCAAAUACACUCCUUCACUGCAAACGAAUGUACAGAUGCUUUAAUCAGCGAAGAUGCCACCGUGAUCACUGUAACGUCUGAAGACCGUCACCCUCGUGAAUGCAUUUUAGCCAAACAAAACAUCUCCAAUGAGCAUGGUGGAAACCCCUUUUUGGGUCUAUUCGGUUCUCUUCUAUGCAUUAAAAACUACCUUUAAAUGUAUUCUGCUGUUUUAUUUAGUCAAACAACAGGGCUUCUUUGACACUUUACAAUGGUCUGUUACGAUCAGCAUGAAUAUGUUUGCAUUGUUCACGCUGAGAAUGUCAGUGAAAGCAUCUUCGACCUGCUGUAAUGAUGCUGUUUGUUGUUGUUACAUGCUUCCCACUUUGACUAUUGCACUUGUUCUUACCCUGCUUGUUACUCAGGGCAAAAGGUGCUAAAGCUUUCCUCUAUCGUGACUAGUCCCGAGCACCGUCUCUGAAGCUAUGUGCUCAAUUAUUCACAUUAUUUUAUUGUCUUGUCUUUUUUGAACUGUUACUUUUUAAAAAAAUGCUACAACUGUUCAUAAAAGAUGUUGAAAGAUUCAGACUACGCUCACCUGCCCGGUUUGUUCUCACUCAUUUUUGAGUUUAAUAGUUUUUGUUUUGGCCACAAAGAAAAUCAAUUUAUUUUGUUAAAUGUUUUGCAGUAAAUAAGAUCAGUUUUUCUUCUUGGUUGCCUGUAUUUUAGAUUGCUGUCUCAUGUAGAUUUAGCAGCCCCCCCGGCUCAUUAAUCAUUACUGUAACUGUGAUCAUGAAGGUGUUUGAAUAUGGGCUUUGAAAAAUUAAUUGAGAAUCAAAUACCAGGCUAACAUUUACUGGUGAGAUGAUUAAAUGUAAUGAUUCUAAUCUUUAAUCCUAAUAUUGUAUUGGGCAACAAGGUCGAGUUCACUGUGAGGUGAUGGAAAACCCAUUGUUAUUGAUUUUUGUUUUUUGUUUGUUUAUUUGUGCUGAUGGGAAGUUUGUGCCAUGAUCUGUACAUGAAUGUUACCAAUCUGACCUACUUACUGUAUUCAUGUUGGAUGCUUUUGGCUGUAAUGUACUACACUGUUCAGGGUUUAAUAAAGACCGAAAAGUCAACAGGAACACA